AGUGCUCCAAAGGCUUCAAAACAAUCCUGAUUUUAUUGACAGUUUUUUGCAAAUUUUGACUGAAAUGAUUGAGGAGCACGACGACCGGGAAACAAUAUGCGACUCCGUAAAUGCGCUUGUAGAAGGAUGUAAAUUACCGGUUAAAAUGCACGGCACUGAUGAUUGGCCACAAGCGGAAAUCAUAAGCAUCAAAGACGUCCGUGGAUUCAAAUGCUAUUAUGUUCAUUACGUAGAUUUCAAUAAAAGGUUAGACGAAUGGGUGACGGAAGACUGUUUGGACACUCGGAAAGUCCAAUAUCCACACCGGGAUGUGACGGCUCCAGGCACCGGCGCUGCCACACCGAAAAAACAAACACAGAGCAGACCGCCCAGUCCAGUUACCAUAAGCACCGAACCGGUAAACGGAUCUGCUGUCCUUCAAGCUGCAUUACAGAAAAAAAUAGCCAGGAAAAGAAAAGCCACUUUUUUGGACAACGAAGACUCCCAAGAAGCUCCCUUGCCUCCUCCACCUUUAUUGCCCUCUGGCGAAUCAAGUAUGGACAUUUUUUUUAAAAAUUUAUUCUUUCAAACGACAGACUUCUGUCUGUACAAUAAUUUCUACUUGUAUCUCACCCUAGUUAAUUUUGUUCUAGAAUGUAGACCAAUAUUUUCAAUUAAUAGUGCGGUUAGAAUGGGAGUUUCCAGCAGUUCGAUGAUCCUCUUCCUAACAGCGAUGUCACAAGAUAACAGCUGA
Molecule: messenger RNA, 733 nt
Organism: Belonocnema kinseyi
Lineage: Eukaryota; Metazoa; Arthropoda; Insecta; Hymenoptera; Cynipidae
Product: histone acetyltransferase Tip60-like
Exons: 5
Coding region: 65-733 (222 amino acids)
Source: RefSeq, a predicted model, not a curated record